CCCAAGUUUAAGUUACGAAAAAUCAAGAAUCACUCCAAUUGGCGGAUACGAAUGCAAACGGAGCCACGUAAUACACGCGCGGAGAGACAAGAGUGUCGCAAACUCGUUGGACACAGUCUCUGCAUCUCUCUCUCUUGCUAACCUAAAGGAAAUCUGUAGUUUUUGUUUGUGCAGAGAGGGAAUUUGAUUUCUGGGUCGAAUUGAUUUGGGAGAGAAACGAUGGCCGCACCACCAGCAAGGGCUCGUGCUGAUUAUGAUUACUUGAUUAAGCUUCUCUUGAUUGGGGAUAGCGGUGUCGGGAAGAGUUGUCUGCUACUGCGCUUCUCUGACGGUUCCUUCACAACCAGUUUCAUUACCACAAUUGGUAUUGACUUUAAAAUUAGAACAAUCGAGCUUGAUGGUAAACGUAUUAAAUUGCAAAUCUGGGAUACAGCAGGUCAGGAGCGUUUUCGAACUAUCACAACAGCGUAUUACCGUGGAGCCAUGGGGAUUUUGCUGGUGUAUGAUGUCACUGAUGAAUCAUCUUUUAACAAUAUCAGGAACUGGAUUCGCAAUAUUGAGCAACAUGCUUCUGACAAUGUCAACAAAAUACUGGUGGGAAACAAGGCAGACAUGGAUGAAAGUAAAAGGGCUGUGCCUACAUCCAAGGGUCAAGCACUUGCUGAUGAGUAUGGUAUCAAAUUCUUCGAAACUAGUGCAAAAACAAAUUUGAAUGUGGAGGAGGUUUUCUUUUCAAUUGCAAGGGAUAUCAAGAAAAGGCUUGCAGAAACUGAUUCCAAGGCUGAGCCUCAAACAAUCAAGAUUAACCAACCAGACCAAGCAGCCAGUGGAGGCCAAGCAGCUCAAAAGUCUGCUUGUUGUGGUUCAUAAAGUGGAAUCCAAGCAACAGACUGAGGGGGAAGGUUAUGCCAGUGACAUCCAUUGGAGUCAAAUUAAUUCUGAUGAAAUUGUGCUACUUGUGCCCUUGUUAUUUUUCCCAUUUACCAAGCUUAGUGUGUUUAAGGCAGUAUUUUAUUUGCUUAAUAUUUGGAAUUUACUAUAACACCCUUUUCCCUUCCUUUUCCUUUCGGGGCUUAAACUCAUUGCCUAGUCUUUGAUGUAGAUAGAUAAUUGUUAUUUAGCUCAUUUCUUCUGAUA
Molecule: messenger RNA, 1137 nt
Organism: Hevea brasiliensis (rubber tree)
Lineage: Eukaryota; Viridiplantae; Streptophyta; Magnoliopsida; Malpighiales; Euphorbiaceae
Product: ras-related protein RABE1c
Exons: 9
Coding region: 220-870 (216 amino acids)
Biological process (GO): protein secretion; regulation of exocytosis
Cellular component (GO): plasma membrane
Molecular function (GO): GTP binding; GTPase activity
Source: RefSeq, a predicted model, not a curated record